AUGUCGGAACUUGUUGUGGUCACCUGCGCCUCCGGCAAGCAGUGCGGCCAGCUCAUUCCCAUUCUCUACCUCGACCCAAGGUACAAGCUUAGGCUGGUCGUGCACUCCGAGACAUCUCUUGAUCGUUUAAAGACCAAAUACCCCGAAGCCGAAGUCAUACGAGCUGAGUUCGGCUCAACUAAGGAUUGUGCUAGGAUCCUCGACGGCGCAACGACGCUAUAUUAUAUCAGCCCGACGUUCAGUCAGCAGGAGACGUAUUUCGGAUUCAAUGUGGUCGACGCUGCGUUGGCCGAGUCACGAAAGGCCGGAUCGAGAUUUGCCCAUUUCGUUUUCUCGUCGGUGCUUCAUCCAGAAAUCACAAAAUUGCUCCAUCACGACAGAAAGCGAUACAUCGAAGAAUACCUAACAGAGUCGAUGUUGCCUUACACAAUACUGCAACCCAGCCACUUCACCGACAACGCCAUGGCGCACCUCGUCGCUCAAAAGGACUCGGAUCGCGUGGUGUUUCACGCCGCACAUAGCCCCGAAGUGGCCUUCUCCUUCACGACGCUGAAGGACUACGCCGAGGCGAGUGCGAAAGUGAUCCAGGAGCGCGAGAGGCAUUUGUACGCCACCUACCAACUCGUGAGUACGCUGCCGAUGAGAUACACUGAGUACGUCAGGAGCGUUGGUGAAGCCAUUGGUAGAGAAAUCGAGAUUGAGCGCGUGUCGUUCGACCAAAGCGUCGGUAUCAUACUAGAGCGUGUUAAUGGGAAAAAUGCCGACAUCGAACAAACCGUGAAAGACGGGCCGGAGCAUCUGGUGUUGUACUACAAUGCUAGGGGGCUAUACAGCAACCCAAACAUCUUGGAAUGGUUGAUAGGGAGGAAGGCGACCACGCCGGCCCAACUGGCGAGGGAGACGAUAGAAGCUUCCAGGAUGCAGUAA
Exophiala spinifera is the source of this 927-nucleotide messenger RNA. RefSeq lists its product as uncharacterized. The record is from RefSeq and is a predicted model, not a curated record. Bases 1 to 927 code for a protein of 308 amino acids. Lineage: Eukaryota; Fungi; Ascomycota; Eurotiomycetes; Chaetothyriales; Herpotrichiellaceae. The transcript has a single exon.